Messenger RNA from Betta splendens (Siamese fighting fish), 2581 nucleotides. RefSeq names its product receptor accessory protein 3b (gene reep3b). The coding region runs from base 330 to 1115 and encodes 261 amino acids. Gene Ontology annotation, biological process: endoplasmic reticulum tubular network organization. Lineage: Eukaryota; Metazoa; Chordata; Actinopteri; Anabantiformes; Osphronemidae. Gene Ontology annotation, cellular component: cytoplasmic microtubule; endoplasmic reticulum tubular network; endoplasmic reticulum membrane. The transcript is spliced from 8 exons. Gene Ontology annotation, molecular function: microtubule binding. The record is from RefSeq and is a predicted model, not a curated record.
UCCUGUGACGUCAGCGGGUGUCUGAGAACCGAUUCUGGUGCCAGGAACUGGGGCAGAGGAAAAGAGGAAACCUGGAGGGAGUUGAGGAACUGCACAAAACAACAGAAAUCAUAUUGGAUAUAUUUCAUCACCUAGCUAUGGCUACAAAGACACACAAGUAACAGCGUGCAUUUCCAGACAUGGUGGCUGUCUGCUAUGCGGCGAGAUAGCUAAUCUGGCUUGGCCCUUCGAAGUUUUGGAAGAAGUUCACAGUAGAACGGCUACCAUUAACGUUACCACCGGGUCUGUCUUCUACCUCUGGUUCUGGUUCUACCCAAUAGAGAGAAAACAUGGUCUCCUGGAUGAUUUCGAGAAGCGUCGUGCUGGUGUUUGGGACCCUGUAUCCAGCAUACUACUCUUAUAAAGCCGUCAAGACCAAAAAUGUCAAGGAAUAUGUGCGAUGGAUGAUGUACUGGAUUGUGUUUGCCCUCUACACUGUAGUGGAGACGGUCACUGACCUAACACUGGCGUGGUUUCCUCUGUAUUAUGAACUGAAGAUAGCCUUUGUGAUCUGGCUGCUGUCUCCAUACACCAGAGGGGCGAGUCUCAUUUACAGGAAGUGUCUGCAUCCUCUGCUGUCCUCCAGGGAGCGGGAAAUAGAUGAGUACAUUGUGCAGGCCAAAGAGAGAAGCUACGAGACCAUGGUGAACUUUGGCAAGCAGGGGCUCAGCAUCGCAGCCACCGCCGCUGUUACCGCAGCUGUGAAGGGUCAGGGUGCCAUCACAGAAAAGCUGCGCAGCCUGAGCAUGCACGACCUGACGCAGAUAAGCCAGCAGGAUGACCGAGGAAACCCGCUGUACGAGUACAGCUCCCGCUCAGCCAACCCUGCCAUGAGGAGAGCCCAGAGCACCGACGCCACGGAUGGAGCAGAGUACUAUUAUGACCAGGAGGACAGGUCAGACGACGAGCCUGAGCCCACAUUCUCUGAAGACGAGGCGGUCACUCAGAAAGGCCUGAGGCGGUCUCAGAGCGUCAAGAUCACCCGCUCCAAAGUCCGCAAAGAUACUCGUUAUGGAUCUCUGAAGAUUAAAGGCAAGAAGAGACCAGCGCUGACCUCUGUCAACUAUGGAAUCUGAGAGCGCUCCUGCUGACGUACACCCGGCUGAGUGGGUUGCCGAGUGCUGGAUGACAUCGUCUGUCUGUGUUCUAGCUGUUCUCAGUCUAAAUUCUCACUGUGCUGCCAACAUAUUUAUUACCUACUUCACACCACGCAACAGACAAGAUCUUGCUGUUGGAGAACUUUUAAUGAUUGUCGUUGAGUUGGUGGAGUACAUAAUGUGUUCUGCAUGGAUGUGGUGUGUUUUAUGUGUGUUAUCAAUAUUGUGUUUAGUUGUGAUAUUCUUAUGAAUCGUUUUUAGCUCCAUCCUAUAACUUGGCAUUCAUUAUGAAAAGGUUAUAAACUGAAAUGACCAUUCGUUUAAUCAUAUACUAAUAUUCUAUAGCGUCUUAUUGGUCCAAGUUACAUCCAGUUUCAGUAUAAGGCCUUUAUUUAAGAAUUGCCUUUUUAAAUGUGGUACCAGUUUUGUUUCUGCUGCCUUUCAGGUAAUUUAUCAAAGAGCAACGCACUCCUGGGGAUCUUUGACACUACACGUCUGUUACUGUCUGUAUGGCUCAGUGUCUUUCAAGUCACAUUGCGACAUUCCUUUCUUUUUGUUUUUUGUUUUUGACGUGGUGACUCUAGGAGAGCCAGCGCCACAGCAGGACACCAGCGCUUUCAAGCUGAACCCAAGCAGAGAAGUGAAGUUGAAUAAAAGAGUUGUGGACUUGAGGCGGUUUGAGUGAAACAGACUUGAAUCAGUCUUAAAGCAGAGAGUGAACACUGUUCCUCCAGCUGUCGGGGUGUGACACGGACCAGCAGUGAUGAGAAAACUAAAGCCAGCCUUUUGUAAAGCCACACAGCCCCUUACUACCCAAUAAUACCUACAGCUUAAAAUGCUCCUAUUUUUACUUCGUGUUUUUAUGUACCUGUGGCUCCUAAGCACAUCCCUGGUUGUAAAUUUCUCUCUAUUUUGUAGUAUCCGUGAAACUUGGGAGAUUUUUAUUGUUUGGGUCUUUUUAUAUUGUAAUCGUGUUUUUGCACAUAUACUUCCAAAUAUUUUCGUCAGUGCUGCACUGUAGUUGCCUGUCAUCUCAUUUCGUCCUAUGCUGUGGGAGGAUGCAGCAGUGAGUUACACCCUGCUUGAUGGUUGUGAAUACUAAAGGCCUCUACAGCGACGAGUCAGUUCUAGUUUCUCUGGCAGAAACGAUGAUUCAUCACUACAUCUGUGCGGCACAACCUCUGCUCACCUGUUUGUAUUCUUGCAAACUGCGUUGCUGAUACAAAUCUAGUACAGGUUUUGAGUUCAGCACAGGCUCCUGGUCAGGAAACCAGGGCCUUGUUUUGUUUAUGCCCUGUAAUGCUUCUAACUGACUAAUGACACCAAAGCGUCACACAGAGUCGUGUGGUUGGGGUUUUCUGCUCUGUGGAGGUAAAAAUGUCAGGUGUGUGGAUGUUAACUGCAAAAAAAUAAAAGCUGCCUGAACAAUAAGGGCAACAAAUGUU